CUUUGACAGGUCUUCAGUUGGCAUUGACAACUAUUUUGCUUUUUAAUUUUCAAGUUCAUUUUAUCAUUUCCUUUUGAAAGUUAUAUCUUAUAAUCUUAUUAAUUUUUUAUUUCGAAAAUGAUUUGUCGAUAAUCGCAUUGAUAAGACAUUUUGCAAGAAUAAUCAACUGAUUAUGCUAAGCUGAAGUGAAUUGGCUACUCAAAACACUGCACAAAUAUGAAUUUGCCUGCUUCUGCUUCAUCAAAAGUAAAAUCAUGCCCAGCUUUUUACUUGAACAUUUAUGAAUGAAAAGUUGUAUUUGUUUAAGAAGGAACAUUUCCAAAGACAUGGUUCGAUGAGGAAAGUGAUCCCAGCUGACUCUGGCAAAGAAAAUCUCUUUGAAGGGCACAAAAGUGAGGAAAUAGAGACAAUUUAUAAGGUCUACAGGCAAGAAUAUGUCAUAUUAGCUGAGUACAAAAUGGUCCAGAAUGAAAACAUUUUUGGUGUUUAUGUCAUUCCAUCCCAUGAAAGUUCCUUAAUGUGGUUUGGAGUGAUAUUUGUAAGAAGAGGCUUUUAUGAAGAUGGAGUAUUUAGGUUCAAUAUUUUGCUAGAUGAAUCAUUUCCUGAUUCAAGCCAUCCAGUUGGUAACUUUCAAGAAGUCAACAGACAUCCACUCAUGUAUUUUUCUUUACAGAAAGUGAUAUUUCAGUCGAAAAUAUUCCACCCUGUGAUAAAUUCUAAGACUGGUGAACUAAACUUGUUGGGUGCCUUCCCAGAAUGGAACAAAUCAGAACAACAUCUAUGGCAGGUCCUCAAAUAUGUACAGUGGAUAUUUUAUGAAAUUGAAAGUUGUAUUGAUCAUGCUGUCAAUUCAGAAGCUGCUGAAAUGUGGCAAACCGACCGGGACUCGUUCAAAUCCGAGGCUGUCGCGUGCGUCAAAGCAAGCCACGACCGACUGUACGAUGCUCCGCCCACCGACGACCCCCACCACAUCUGCUUCGAGCCGUACUCGCCGGCGGUGCACGAUCACGUGAGGAGUUCGAUGCUGGAGGAGGGGCGCAGGGCAGUGGGGGGGAUGGAAGGGGGGGCGAAGAGGGGGCUGUCUUGGGUGUUGGCGGGCAGCGGCAAGUCACUGACGAGGCCGCCGACGCCGCAUUCGGAGGGGGAGUCGUGA
Phaedon cochleariae (mustard beetle) is the source of this 1153-nucleotide messenger RNA. The record is from the annotation of a GenBank genome assembly. Lineage: Eukaryota; Metazoa; Arthropoda; Insecta; Coleoptera; Chrysomelidae.